Oryza brachyantha (malo sina) is the source of this 557-nucleotide messenger RNA. RefSeq names its product copper transport protein ATX1-like. Gene Ontology annotation, molecular function: metal ion binding. The transcript has 3 exons. The coding region runs from base 155 to 409 and encodes 84 amino acids. The record is from RefSeq and is a predicted model, not a curated record. Lineage: Eukaryota; Viridiplantae; Streptophyta; Magnoliopsida; Poales; Poaceae.
CUCGCCGCCUGCGUUGCCCUUGCCCGUUCAACGACGCCACCGUCCGCCUCCAUUUCCUACUCCUAUUUAAGCCACCCCCAGCCCAGCCCCGCCGGAGCCGCCACCGGAGCUCCUUCCCGCUCGACGCCUCCCCCCUCGCCUCGCCCCGCCGGCCAUGGCUGAGACUGUUGUACUCAGGGUUGGCAUGUCCUGUGAAGGUUGUGUUGGAGCUGUUAAGCGGGUACUGGGAAAGAUGCAAGGAGUUGAGUCCUUCGACGUAGACAUCAAGGAGCAGAAGGUCACUGUUAAGGGGAAUGUUACACCAGAUGCUGUUCUUCAGACCGUUUCAAAGACAGGCAAAAAGACAGAGUUCUGGGACGCCAAGCCUGCAACCAAUGAAUCGGCUGCGCCUGCUGCUGCUUCAUCUUAAAAUGCCAUUUGUCUCAUCUGAUAUGUAAAGGUUGAUGUAACAAUUUCCCAGUGGAACCAUCACGUGUGAGAUCACAGAGAUUGUCUGUUCUUAUGAUUUGUCAACUUGAAGUUACAUGGAAAUAAUAUCAUACAGCUAGUUACUCCCA